CUCGAUCCUAUGCGUUAAUCUGCGAUCAUACGGUCAGGGAAACCGCUCGGCCAUUCCCCCAAAACCCCCUCAGGCCGCCGCCUGCUCCGACGAGCCCCGUGCCGCCCACCACGCGAUGCUUCCGGCAGUGAGGCCUCGCCUCCACCUCCCUCUUGCCCGCCUCUGCCGCCACCUCUCGUCAUCUUCUUCCGGCGUGGGGGGUCCCCCAACCGCCCCCACUGACGCCGCGGCGGCGGCUGCGGCGAAGGCGCAGGAGGCGGCGAAGGCGCGGAUGGAGGCGUACAAGCAGGUGCAGGACUUCGACUGGUCCAGCGGCGCUGACUGGAAGACGGCCGCCAACAUCCUCUUCACCGUGCCCCCCAAGCGCAAGGAGUUCGGGCUUGACUUCCACCUUGUGCAACUCUUCUUUGUUUGCAUGCCCUCACUAGCUGUCUAUUUGGUGGCCCAAUAUGCACGAAGGGAGAUCAAAAGGAUGGAAGCGGAAGCAGAAGCAAAAAGGAAAAAGAACGAGGAAGUAGAAAAACAGAAACAACUUGAGGCCGACUCUGUUAAGGAGGAUGCUGAUUUAAAGCUGGCAACAGUUUUAGUCAGGUUAGAUACACUAGAGGGGGUCGUUAAGGAAAUUGCGGAUGACAAAAUGAGAAGUUCUUCCCUUGAUUUAUCCACCAAAGAGAAGGCACUGAAGAAAGGUGAGUCAUCAUCUCCUGACAAGGCAUCUGAUUCAAAAAGCAGUGCAAGUGAUAGUCAGCUGCCGUCUGUCAAGAGUAAUGACAUCAAGGGUGUUGCGAAUGCUCCGUCGAAUGCAACACAUCAGGAUUCAGGAAACUAAAGGGAAUGGAGACAAGGCAAACGAUGAGUCCAGGAGUUGAUAAAUCACACAGUUUUUGGACGUUAGGAAUGAUCUUUGGUGUGUGUCGUGGACAUCGGUUGAAUUUGCAGCCUGUUGAUCAAGAGAGGGACGAAACCAGUUGGCAGGCAUGGUUAUGUUGUCCCUUUGGUCAAAGAUACACAAUAUUAGCUGAAGCUUUUCUCACGUUAUACCUGCAGAGUUGUCUCCCUACGAAAGAGUGGAAGCAAUUCAUAGAGCCUUGCAGUCUUUAAAGUCUAUGGUGGUUUUACGGUGCAUGAGGAUUGGCAGUAGUAGUUUUAACCUUGGUGUCUCGUUGGAUUUGGAGAAGCGCCCCAGAUUUUGCAUAAGCAGCUUUGAUUCACCUGAGGGAUUCAAUACAGUCCGACUUAACCCCCACCUCUCUCCCUCGCAGUAGGGCCGACGAUUCUUCAAACUCUAGCUUUUGAAUUUAAAGUUUCAAAACAGAACAAAGAAAAUGCAUUAACAUCUUUUUCUGGGUUGGCGAAAGAUGCCUUGUUUUAGCCUGCUGGUUAGUGGAUGAAUGAGGUCGACCAUCCUGAGGUCCAUAACUAUUUGAUAUUUGCUCCCCUCAAAAUUUGCAAGCUCUUAGUUCA
Messenger RNA from Brachypodium distachyon (stiff brome), 1464 nucleotides. RefSeq lists its product as uncharacterized. The transcript has 4 exons. The coding region runs from base 116 to 829 and encodes 237 amino acids. The record is from RefSeq and is a predicted model, not a curated record. Lineage: Eukaryota; Viridiplantae; Streptophyta; Magnoliopsida; Poales; Poaceae.